This is a messenger RNA of Pocillopora meandrina, 3737 nucleotides long. Lineage: Eukaryota; Metazoa; Cnidaria; Anthozoa; Scleractinia; Pocilloporidae. The record is from the annotation of a GenBank genome assembly.
GAUUUGUGUGCCAUGUCGUAUUAUGCAAGAACGCCUCUAGAUCGCAUAGGGCAAAGUUUUGAUUCCAUGUGAAAAAGUAUGGCCUUGACAUCUUCAAGUCUUUUGACAUCUCCAAAGUUCUUGUGCAAAUACGUGCAAAGAACACCACCAUUGGCUGUCGUUUGCUAUGUACAUUCUCAGCUGGCAGUUCAACCUUGCAAAGUACGUAAUGUACAAUUUUGUUGUUUAUUUACAUUUGCUAUUCUAGUGUAUUUUGUUCCUCUGCUGCUUGAAAUUCAUGUCGGGACUUUGCUUUUGCUACUUACCUGCAUUCUUUAGCGUUCUGAAGGAGAUCACCGGUUCAAUAAAACAAUGGCGAAAACGGUCAGACACAAUCGAUUUCCUUUGGGACUUCGGCUUUGUCUCACAAUAACGUGCAUAUGGGGCUGAGCUAAAAUGUUUACGUGUAUUUUUCUGUAAAACUCGGUUCUUGGAUUUCGAUUCUUUGUAGCCUGAACUACCCCGAUUUUCACCUUCAACGCAAAUUAUCAGUGAUAUAUGGCUUAUUCUCAGUAACUUCACGCCAAGAAGAUGUUGGUCAACAUCACAUUCAGUUUAAGUGCUGCCUGUAAAUAGACAGCAAAUGUCAGGAUUAGUAUUUACGAUUCACUUCUUUUUUCAUCUCACAGGUUCAAAAACCUUUUAUUUUUCAAUUGAACAGAAGGAAGAAAACUGCACAUGGAAGAAGAGAUACUGGACAGGAGUCCAGCUAUGGUCAAGUGCAAAGUUUGUUGUCUUUUCAAACAAAAGGAAGAAUCUUUUUGCACAAGAGCAAACACCGAUCAUCUCAUCUUCUCAAGCAAAAUAAUGGAAAUGUUAAACUGGACAAAAAUGCAAAGGACUUGUCACUGAUAUCAACAUGGAAUAACGAUCCACUUAUGGAUCACAAACAGUUGGUUGUAAUGGUUUUUAAAGAAGAUGCAUUUACUGGAAGACCUUCCUUAAGACUCAGGGAAGAUUUUCUCAAUGCUGCCUCUCCCCAAGGGUGUAAGGAGCCUUCAAAAGGUCCAGUUGCAAAGCAUAAAAUAAGAGACACAUGUUUAGCCUCUUUUGGCAAAUAUUCCAGAGCAACUCAGCAAGACAUAAGGCCACAUCCUCUGCAAGGUAGUGUGGACAGAGUUUUGGAAGUAUCUCCCUCAAAAUUAGGGAUUAAAAACUCUAUUUCAGAAGCAGCAGUGCUGUUUUCAGACUUUUGUAGUGGUGAAAGAGAUUUUGAAAAGCCAGAGAUUAAAAAAACCUUCCAGAGUGGGCCAAAUCCUACUCAGCUUUCUUCAGUAUUACUGGAACUUAGAGAGGAGGUGAGAUUUUAUCCUUUUAUGGUGGAUUUUUUGUUGUCUUGUCAUUACAUCACUGCAAUGAUUCAUGCACGAUCUCAACACACAUUUUAGCAUGUACAUUUGACAAAUAGAGGGUUUCUUGUGUACUCACUGAUAAAGAGAAGGUACAAAUUUUUAGAAUCAAACCCUUCAUUUUAUUCAUGCAGAGUGGGAUGAUCAAGAUAUACCUUAUUUUGUGGCUGGAUUGUAUCACUCAGAAUCAAGGCAGUUUGAAUGCUAGCAAUCAUUCACACUAACUAGAAAAUUCAUUACCUGAAGUGAAAUAUAGUUAUCAGUUCUCUAGUGGAUGCACAGGUCUGUCUGUGUGUCUUUUUGUCCUAAGAUCUGUCAUCAUGCUCUACCUGCUUGAUAGGAAAAUCUAGAUAGUAAUAUCCAUGUUUACAUUGAUGGUUCAUUGUGAGUUCUUACAGAGGGUUUAAUUGUUGAAGUUUGACAUUUAGAAAUUCAAACAAUGAGAAUUUGGUAUUUCCUUGAUGAAGUUCAGUAUAACUGUUGUGUUUUUUUAAACUCAAUCAUGCAGAUUCCAUUAUUCUUUCUGAAGAAGCCCAAUUAUGCAAUAUACAACAAGAGAAUUAAAUUUGUUAACAACAUCACUGGAGUCACAACACAGUAAGUCUAAUAAAUCAUUUAUUUCUGAAUUUUAUUCGAUAGUUAAUCUCUGUUUGGAUUUUUUCUUCAAGCCUGUUGUUUCAGCCCUUUUUAUCCUAGUUUGUUUCAUUGAUCUACGUAGGAGUAUCACAUUAAAGAGGAUGUUAAUUCUAUUGAAGUAUUGAGUCCAUAGAGUUUUCCUGACACCACUGUUAUGUGGUUUAAGAUCUAGUUUUUCAUUUGAAUGAUUUAUUCAAUCGAGUGUUAAAAAAUCCAUACUUCCAGACUGGUGUAGGAUUAAAACCAUUCAGUGGUAGUUAAUAAACCUUUUGGUUUCCACACUCUUGUGUUUGGUCAAUCAUCUUACUUGGUCUGAGUGAGUGUUCUUUGUUUCCCUGAUAAACUUAUUAUGUGAGUUAGAUUGGCAGCUGUGUGUAAUAACUUUGGGUUAAGUUUUGCAACAGUCUUUCAGAAAAGCACUUUAACAAUUAGGGCCAAACGUGCCUGUUGUCAAUUAAUGUUUUGUCAAGGACAUCAACAAAAUGUCAGUUAUGUAACAAUAAACUUUGUUUUGCACUUUAAUUUUAUUUUAAUGAUAAGUAAUGAUAUGAAAAAAUGCAUCCCUUUUGAGAGGGGUCACAGCAUCAUUGUAUUUUCAGUGGAAUCUAUCCAUACAGAAGCCAAGUAAGUGGCUUGAGAAUGCUCAUGCUGAGCUGCAUGACAGAGCUGUCUGUUGAGGUCCUUAAAAUCACCAAACAUCCAAAUGAAGCAGCAAUCAAAGUGCGGUGGAGGAUUAAGGGAGUACCAUUAAUUAGAAAAUUAGUUCCUUACCUUGGAAGAAAAGUCAGAGCUGAUUCUUAUGGUUACAGGUACACAUUAUAUUGGAUUUUUUUGGGUGCAUUUUGAUAAUUUCUUUGUCUCAAUAUGGUUUUAAGCUGAACUAGCUUUUAGUCUGUGAGCAGAUACCUUGAUUUGUUUUAUACAAGCAAAUUCUGUUCCUCAUAUUUGUGGGGCAAAUUAAGAAUACUACAUAAAUUAAACAAAGAGAGCACCACACAAAUUUUAGAGAUGCAUGUGCCACUGGAGCUUGUUUCUUCUUUGCCAGUUGGCAUCUGUUAUGUGGUUUCUUUUUCAACAAACUUAGAGAGAAAAAUUUUUGUAAUUGAUCUAACAGACUACUGGUACUUAGUAUCUUUUUGUAGUUCAAACAGAGGCUAGGGAAUCAAUUUGCCAGCUCUUGCAGCUAUUUUUUCCAAAGCUCAAAUGUUCUUUAUCAUCCACUAACUGUUACUUUGUGUAUGUAGAUAUCUGGAUGGCUUUUCCGUGUUUGAAGUUGGAAGUGAUGGCCUUAUUCACUGUCACAGACUUCACAAGGUGUGUUUAAAAGAAUAGGAAUGGCAAAGACGGGGUAGUUAUCUAACACUUCGGGACAAACCCUACAAUUUUUAGAAGCUAUAAAUGAAGCUUGGUUGCCUUUGGUGUGAUUAAUUUAUAUAUUGUUGAAUGUUUGAUUGUAUAUUAACACAUAACAAUGAGUAGCCAGGACAGUUUAAGAACUGACAACAACUUGUGUCUAAUGCCUCUGGUGAAGAUUGUCAGUUGUUUGUUUUAUCCCAAGGUGGAUUUUGAAUAUUUUAAACAUUUCCUUUCUUACAAGUAUCAAUCAGCCCAUAGAAUAGAUUGUGAAGGGUGGGCAAUUUUUUUAAAUGAUGGGUAUAUUGGCAGUUCUUUGCUAAGUUGUCAUUCCCCUUCUGCUCCAUAAUACAUGGAUGU